AGAAGAAGUUGUAUGCGGGGUAUUGUGAGUGGUCUGCAGCUUUCUCGCUGAAUGCCUGGAUAAUGGACAAUAAUGAUGGGAUGGAGGUGGAGGGCUGGGACUCAGGUCUGGAGGAGGAGCUGGGUGUGUCUCUGGAGGAGCUGAGUAAGUGGAUAGAGGAGGAGGUGGAGAGGAGCGAGGCAGUCCGCCAGAGGAAGGCCCAGCUUGCUGAGCUCAAGGAAUGGGUGGAGAACAAAGAGAAGGAAGAGGAGGUGGUGGACAAACUCUUCAACAACGCCAACCAGUCCAUAGUGGAGUGUGAGGCUCUGGUGAAGUCCACCUACAGUAAGAUGGGGCUGGUCUACAAGGAGAGCUCUUCAGAGGAUGAGGGCGGAGUGGGAGGGGCUCUGUCCUCUGAUGUAAUAGAAAUUGACGAUGAUGAUGACGAUGAUGAUGUCAUCGCUGUGGGCUUACUGGUUCCACCCAAGAAACCUGGGAUACCUGUCCAGGAUGCAAUGUUUAAGGAGGCGUCGGCAGCGCUCCAGCGUUCCUCCCAGCAGGUGUUGAAGCUGGCCCAGACAGUCAACAAAAACCCUUCUUCCGGCCCUGCUAUACAACAGCCAGGUGGCCCGGUACCCAUGCCAGCGGUGUUUGUGUCCCAGGCCACACCCAGGAACACACCCACCCAGCCUAACCCCUCCCUGAAGGAUGAUGAGAUCAAACUGGAGAUGAGUCUUCUGGGAAAGAAACGCACCAAGACCUGGCACAGCGGAAUGCUCAUCGCCAUCAACCCUGUCGGUAAUGGUUACAGUAAGUACAAGGUGAAGUUUGAGAACAAGGGGAAGAGUCUACUGUCUGGGAACCACAUAGCGUUUCACUACCACCCCACCCUGGAGAGGCUAUACGUGGGAGCCAGGGUGGUCGCCAAGUACAAGGACGGCAACCAGGUCUGGCUCUACGCGGGCAUCGUAGCAGAGAUGCCCAACAACAAGAACCGCAUGAGGUUCCUGAUCUUCUUUGACGACGGUUAUGCCUCCUACGUGACCCUGCCUGAGCUCUACCCUGUCUGCAGACCAAUGAAGCGUACAUGGGAGGACAUAGAGGAUGCGUCGUGUAAAGACUUCAUAGAGGAGUAUAUAACCUCGUACCCCAACAGGCCCAUGGUGCUGCUGAAGGCAGGCCAGGUCAUCAAGACAGAGUGGGAGGGGACGUGGUGGAGGAGCAGAGUGGAGGAGGUGGAUGGCAGCCUCGUCAAGAUCCUCUUCCUGGAUGACAAGCGUAGUGAGUGGAUCUACCGCGGUUCAACCAGACUGGAGCCCAUGUUCAACCUGAAGACCAACUGUGCCAACACCCAGGAGAAGAAGAUGGCUGGCCAGCAGAGGACACGCCCCAACAUGGGAGCAUUGAGGACCAAGGGCCCAGUGGUCCAGUAUCACAGUGGGGGGAACAGCACAACCCCCAGCGGGACCCCCACUAAAUCCCUCCAUCCCCUCUCCCCACCCUCCUCCAUCCCUCCUACACCCUCCCAGCCCAAUCAGCCCGCACGAACAGAUCCUAAGUAUCAGAUGGCUAAGAAGAGUACUUCUCCGUACGUUCCCCCUCAAGGAGGCUCUCGCUCUGGAUUGGCCAGUAAUAGCCACGCCCCUAAAGCCAUACAGCCCCAGCCUUCAACUGGUUCUCCUGGAAACUCAUCCAGAAUGUAUGUCCUUCAGACUGGCAACAUCCAGACUCUCACGGCCCAACAGCCUAUGCAACACCAGCAGCAGUCCCUGCCCCCUCCUCCCCAAGCCCCUCCGACUGCCCCUGCACCCACAGUGACCCCAUACACCUUCAGUAACGACCGGAUUCCCCACGAGCCCUCGUACCGCGCCCCCACAGACCGCAUCUUCUACCUGCCUCACACCUGCCAGCCUGCCUGUCUCAACCGUAUCCGGCCCUCCAGAGCAGAUAUGCACCGGGGCAGGAACCCCCUGCUCACCCCUCUACUGUACGAGUUUAGACGCAUGACGGGGCGACGGAGAGUCAAUCGCAAGAUGUCGUUCCAUGUGAUCUACAAGUCUCCAUGUGGGCUGUGUCUGCGCAGCAUGGCGGAGAUCCAGCGCUACCUCUUCCAGACGCGCUGUGACUUUAUCUUCCUGGAGAUGUUCUGCUUGGAUCCCUACGUCCUGGUCGACCGGCGCUUCCAGCCCCAGAAGCCUUACUACUACAUCCGAGACAUCACCAACGGCCGCGAGGACAUUCCCCUGUCCUGCGUCAAUGAGAUCGACGUCACACCGCCGCCCGAUGUGGCCUACAGUAAGGAGCGUAUCCCUGAAGACGGAGUGUUCAUCAACACCAGUCCAGAGUUCCUGGUGGGCUGUGACUGUACCGACGGCUGCAGGGACAGGUCCAAGUGUUCGUGUCACCAGCUGACCCUGCAGGCCACAGCCUGUACCCCUGGAGCACAGAUCAACCACGCUGCUGGAUACACACAAAAGAGACUGGAGGAGUGUUUGCCCACCGGGAUAUAUGAGUGUAAUAAGCGGUGUAAGUGUUGUAGUCAGAUGUGUAGUAACCGUCUGGUGCAGCACGGUCUGCAGGUGAGGCUGCAGCUCUUUAAGACCCAGAACAAAGGCUGGGGCAUCCGCUGUCUGGACGAUGUGGCCAAGGGAUCCUUCGUCUGCAUCUACGCCGGUAAGAUUCUGACAGAUGACUUUGCAGACAAGGAGGGUCUGGAGAUGGGUGAUGAGUACUUUGCUAACCUGGACCACAUAGAGAGUGUGGAGAACUUCAAGGAAGGGUAUGAGAGUGAGGCCCACUGCUCAGACAGCGACGGGAGCGGGGUGGACAUGUCCAGGCUGAAGAACCCCCCCUCCUCCUCCCUGGCUUUGCAGAACAAGCCCCUUCCCAAACCCCCCCAGAGAACCAAUGCUGCCAACCCCGCUGGCAAAGCGCGGGGUGCUGGUGGUGACUCCUCUAAGGAUGGGGAUAGUGAUGAGGAGUCGAACAACGACAAAAGUUCAGACGACACGUUUGUGAAGGACCCCUACUACAGCUCCAGCUCUGUGUGGAGGAGCUACACCACUCGCCGCCAGGCCAAGGGCGCCAAGGAAGGGAGCCAGGACAGUAAGGAUGGGAUGAGUGUGUCAGUGGGGGGAAAGGAGGACAGGAAGCCGCCCCCCAUGCCGGAGGAGAGUGGGAAGAGUAAAGUAGCAUCCUGGCUCACCAACCAACCCUCUACCUCCCAGGCCACUGUUAAGAUGGAGGGACUGAAGAUAGAGAAGAAGGAGCCCGGAGACCACAAAAGCGGUAACCAAUCGGUGAAGACGGAGGGAGUGAAGAGACAGGAUGUGAUGACGCUGUCGGACAGUGAUGACGUCCAGACCAUCAGCUCUGGAUCUGACGACAACAAGGAGAGAGAGAAACGCACACAGGGUGCGGUGAAGAGGCAGGUGGCUGUGAAGUCCACGCGUGGCAUUGCCCUGAAGAACUCCCAUGGCCUGAUGGUUAAGACUGGAGGGGCUGGGAUAGGGCCAGGGGGAGGCCCGGGGGGCCACGGAGGGGCGCAGGGUAAGGGUGGGGACGCGGGAGACAGUGGACCUAAAAACACACGGCAGUUCUUCGAUGGCGAGGAGUCCUGCUACAUCAUUGACGCCAAGCUGGAGGGAAACCUGGGACGCUACCUCAACCAUAGCUGCAGUGCUAACCUGUUUGUCCAGAAUGUGUUUGUAGACACACACGACCUGCGUUUCCCCUGGGUGGCCUUCUUCGCCAGCAAGCGUAUCCGGGCAGGGACAGAGUUGACGUGGGACUAUAACUACGAGGUUGGCAGUGUGGAGGGCAAGGAGCUGCUGUGCUGCUGUGGCUCAACAGAGUGCAGAGGAAGACUGCUUUAAGAGGCCACCCUCUACCUCCAUCUCAUCCCCCUCUCUCUUCUUCUGGAGACUACUAUAGUGAACCACACUCUAUACCUCCAUCUCAUCCCCCUCUCUCUUCUUCUGGAGACUAGUAUAGUGAACCACACUCUAUACCUCCAUCUCAUCCCCCUCUCUCUUCUUCUGGAGACUACUAUAGCGAACCACACUCUAUACCUCCAUCUCAUCCCCCUCUCUCUUCUUCUGGAGACUACUAUAGUGAACCACGCUACUCUAUACCUCCAUCUCAUCCCCCUCUCUAUUCUUCUGGAGACUACUAUAGCGAACCACACUCUAUACCUCCAUCUCAUCCCCCUCUCUCUUCUGGAGACUACUAUAGCGAACCACACUCUAUACCUCCAUCUCAUCCCCCUCUCUCUUCUUCUGGAGACUAGUAUAGUGAACCACACUCUAUACCUCCAUCUCAUCCCCCUCUCUCUUCUGGACACUACUAUAGUGAACCACACUCUAUACCUCCAUCUCAUCCCCCUCUCUCUUCUUCUGGAGACUAGUAUAGUGAACCACACUCUAUACCUCCAUCUCAUCCCCCUCUCUCUUCUUCUGGAGACUACUAUAGCGAACCACACUCUAUACCUCCAUCUCAUCCCCCUCUCUCUUCUUCUGGAGACUACUAUAGUGAACCACACUCUAUACCUCCAUCUCAUCCCCCUAUCUCUUCUUCUGGAGACUACUAUAGUGAACCACACUCUAUACCUACAUCUCAUCCCUCUAUUUCUUCAUCUUAUCUCUCUUGGAGUGCAGAGGGAAGACAGCUGGAAGAGACCACUCUAUAACUCUUGUCUCCUCUCUGAGUGUAGAAGAAGACUGCUGUAAGGACACACCAUGCUAACCUGGGGACACCUGCACCCACAAGAGUCUCUCUCCCCCUUUCUCUUUUCUUCCUCCCCUCCAUCUUGUUUUCUGAAAUGUUAUGCUGCCAAUUGCUGAGGUAUUUUAGUAUUGUAAUUCUUUACUGUUUUGUCUAUAUGCCCACUUGUAUUUGACUGUGUCUGUGAAUUCAGACCAAACUGUGUUCUUCUCACAACUGAAUAAAAUCCUGUUUUCAACA
Molecule: messenger RNA, 4941 nt
Organism: Coregonus clupeaformis (lake whitefish)
Lineage: Eukaryota; Metazoa; Chordata; Actinopteri; Salmoniformes; Salmonidae
Product: histone-lysine N-methyltransferase SETDB1-B-like
Exons: 25
Coding region: 63-3854 (1263 amino acids)
Biological process (GO): negative regulation of gene expression; heterochromatin organization
Cellular component (GO): nucleus
Molecular function (GO): protein binding; histone H3K9 methyltransferase activity; DNA binding
Source: RefSeq, a predicted model, not a curated record